AUGGUUGACUUUUUCAAAAUCAUCGAGGCGCCGAUUACCAAGCCACCUCGUUCAGCGAGGACAAAACAAGUCUCGCGGACGAUCCGCGACCAAAUCGAACUAGACCUCGCGGCACUGUCCCUACGCCGAGAUGCCAUCAGCCGAACGGAGCUCCCGGGCAGGUUUCGCGACCGCGACGCGGCGGCCCGCGAGUUCGGCCUCGCGCGCGACGCCUUCAUCCACAGCCUGUACCGAACCAAGAUGCUGACGACGCGCAGGGUCAAGGUCGCGAGGAGCGGAAGCACGGGCGGGACGGAGAAGCAGCAGCAGAAGCAGCAAAAGACGCUGGCGCUGCCGGAUCUCAAGCGCGAGCUCGCGUUGCUCGAGGCGGCGCAGGACGAGCACCGGCAGCUCGAGGCCAGGCUGAGCAGGGCCAGGGCCAAGUACGCGGCCGCCGAGGAGGAGCUGGCCAGGACGCUGGCGGAGAAGGAGACGCUCGGGCGCGAGAUCACCCUCUGCGCCUGCAUGCUGAGGGAGGUGGAGCGCUACGGGCUCAGCAGGGUCGUCGACGGCGGGCUCGGGCUCGACGUCGGCGGCGGGGGGCGGGUCAGGGAUGGGAAGGUCAGGGAGGGGUUGGUCAGUUAUGUCGAUUCCGUCCUAGGGGGUGAAGGGGUCCAGGCGGUUGGGUGGCUGUAA
Messenger RNA from Pyricularia grisea, 675 nucleotides. RefSeq lists its product as uncharacterized. The transcript has a single exon. NCBI's taxonomy places the organism in Eukaryota, Fungi, Ascomycota, Sordariomycetes, Magnaporthales, Pyriculariaceae. The record is from RefSeq and is a predicted model, not a curated record. Bases 1 to 675 code for a protein of 224 amino acids.